AUGGCUACAAGUUCUUUUUUGUCUUUUAUUAGUAGAUGGCUCACCUUCAGCUCUUCUUCUAAGGCAUAUGUCCAAGUUGAUGGGUUGGCUAGCUACUAUACUGCUCACACGCCUUCUGCUUGUUAUGGGUAUGAGGACCAUGGUGUAAUGAUAGCAGCAGCAAGUGAAGCUAUUUUCAACAAUGGUGCAGCUUGUGGGCAAUAUUAUCAAGUGACUUGCAAAAGUGGGACAAAUGCUGGGACCCCAUUCCCUUGUUGGGGUAGUGGGGCUGUGGUGGUGAAGAUUGUAGACCGUUGCCCUGAUGGGUGUAGGAGUACCAUUGACUUGUCACAAGAAGCUUUUGCCUCCAUUGCAGAUCCUAAUUCUGGUGUUAUAAACAUCUCUUACCAACAGCAUAUCUUUUUCGAUUGCAUUUUUCACGGUCUAAAAGAUGCUUCAAGAAUACGAAGUUCUUAA
Messenger RNA from Hevea brasiliensis (rubber tree), 456 nucleotides. Its product is annotated as EG45-like domain containing protein. Gene Ontology annotation, biological process: systemic acquired resistance. Gene Ontology annotation, cellular component: cell wall; apoplast. Bases 1 to 456 code for a protein of 151 amino acids. The record is from RefSeq and is a predicted model, not a curated record. The transcript has 4 exons. NCBI's taxonomy places the organism in Eukaryota, Viridiplantae, Streptophyta, Magnoliopsida, Malpighiales, Euphorbiaceae.